CAAGUUAGAAAGCUGGGAAUAUCGAUAACCCAUUUUGAAAUACACCACCUUAUAUAUUACGCUAUACUGAGUAUGUAGAACACUAUAGUAUAUUGAGUGACACAGGUACAUGAAAGCAACAGGAACUGACUGAUUAUUGAUAAAUCGGGACUGAACUGGAAUAAAAAUGACGGCUGAAGAGGAAGGACGAGAGAAGGCUUUACGGCUGUAUAAGAUUCUAGCAUGUUUGCUUGGGCUGCUCGGAGUGGGUCUUCUUAUAUGUGGUAUUCUAGCUGUGACGAACACAGAUUCAGACAGCUUCGGAAUGCCGUACUUUCUCGGGGGAUUCAUCGUCGGAAUAUUGACGCUAAUUUCUGCAGCUCUUUGCACGUGCAUAUUCCUGAAAGCGCCUGGUGCAGACAGUGACGUAAAGAAAAGGGAACUAGCUUGUGCGAUUCAAGGACAGUAUAUUUUGUCCAUGUUUACGAUAAUGGGUUGUUUUAUCGGCUGUGUUAGCGCCGGGGUGGGAGGCUUAAGUUCAUCUGGUUUCGAUGAUGACGAUGAAGACGAAGAUGGUCCCAAGAAAACGCUUGCAGUCAUUAUUCUCGUCGGCUGUAUCGGAGCCAUCUUCUUGACAAUAUUCUCUAUGUGUAUUGUGUGUACAUACAGUUCAUACUUUGGCGUAGUAAUACAACGCGGACGUCGUGGUCGGAUGGUAUUUAUAAAUAACACUGGACAAACCGCUGGAAUGCCCACAACAAUCCAUACAACAACAUUCCAAACGACUCCGCAAACAAAUAGUAACCAAGUAAGUCAGUUAGAGGCACAAAAUCGUCUGCUUCAGCAGCAACUUGAGCUACAAAGACAGUUGUUUCAGCAGCAGCAGCAACAACAACAGCAGACGCAAUAUUCAGGUGGAUUCUAUCCCCCGCCACCUCCUCCUUCAUACGGAUUAAAUGACUCGGCACCAUCAGCUCCUCCACCUAAUUAUUUCGAUGUGAAGUAAAUCAAACACGAUAUGUAGUACAGUUGUGUAGUAUUGAAUAAUAAUAUAGCGGGAAUUGUAAACAAUGCGCAAAUCUGGUUGCACAGGAAUGCAAACAAAUAAAAUGACGCAUUUUGAAACAAUUCGGAUUACAUGUAUAAGAAAGUUUACGCGUUUGAUCCAUUUUUCCAAGACAAUAGGGUUAUUAUAACAGUAGCUUGAUCUGGGCAGCAGUAUUCGGCUCGAGUGGAUUUUGCCAGAUCGGAUCUCACGAAGCGCGCAAGCUUCUGUUUUAUUAUAUACCUUUACCAUUUUGAUUCUUGUUUUGUUCUUGAACGAAAUCUUCAAUGUUUAUCGAUAUUAAAUGGAUGUUUAUCGAUAUUAAAUGGAUGUUUAUCGAUAUUAAAUGGAACUUAGUGAAGUUUUUAUGUGCGCUAUUUAUAAAAUUGUGUCGGAUCGUGCAUAUUAAUGAAAAUAGUCCGGCAGCAUACAAUACGGAAGGUACAAUACGGAAUUUAAAAGGUACAAUACGGAAUUUUUGUCUGUCUGUUCAUAUUUGAUUGUGAAAUACAAGCCGAUUUUUUUACAGAAUUUAUAUAGGUAUAUAAUAAAGUCAUUUAUUCGUACAAUCAAUGUCUUUACGCAAAGCCACUUUUUAUGAGAAUACAGUUUGCUGCACUUUAUCUGACCAAUUUUCCUGUAUUGUAUAAGGAAUCUUGUUCUGCUGUUCCGCACUUUAAUUUAACUUUUCUAUGUCAUACGCACGGGAAAAUCGCUCAUUCAGGUAACAUUUCUAGUAACUUUUUAGAACGUUUUGCUUAGAUUUUUUUUUCACGAGCAAAUGUGUCAGUAUAAAUAAAGUCUAGUCGACGGUUUUGUGUCGGGAAAGCACUCGUUUUUUUCCUGUUUUCGACGCUUUUCCAUCAAGUAACAAGAAAAUUACAAGCAAAAAUGUUACAUGAAUUCAGCGAUUUUACCCGUGUGAACGUUACCGAAAAGUCACGUGGGUUGGCAUGGAAUAUUCUCUUACAUAUUGACAUAGAUACUCUACGACUUAUAACAAGGGCAUGUGCCGUCAGUUUUGUAGGAGAGCCGUAAAUAGCCACUAUUCAGUGAAAUAACCCUACAUGAAAUAAUUCGAUAUUAAAGACUUUAUACAUGAUUGUAUUUCUUGUUUUUCUUAUCUGUUAAAUAUGUUUAUCACAGAAAUGUUAAAUACUUAUUAAAUAACUAUUACUGAACA
Mercenaria mercenaria is the source of this 2207-nucleotide messenger RNA. RefSeq lists its product as uncharacterized. The transcript is spliced from 4 exons. NCBI's taxonomy places the organism in Eukaryota, Metazoa, Mollusca, Bivalvia, Venerida, Veneridae. The record is from RefSeq and is a predicted model, not a curated record. The coding region runs from base 167 to 985 and encodes 272 amino acids.